AUGGAUAAUAGAAGAUGCAAUCUCUUUGCAAACUGGAUCGACAGAUGCGGCCUUCUAGAUCUUGGAUGUGUGGGAUCCAAAUUCACUUGGAGAGGUCCGAUAUGGGAGGGUUAUGGCAGAGUUUUUAAAAGGCUUGAUAGAGCCUUAGCGAACGACCAAUGGAGAACAAAGUUCCAAGACCACAUUGUGCAAGUGUUACCUAGAAUCAAUUCAGACCACCAUCCCAUUCUUAUCACUGAAGCCAAAUUUCUCAAAGAAGACAGGCCUUUCAUAUUUGAAAUCAUGUGGACUCAACAUCCAUCUUUUGAGCAUUUCCUUCAUCAACAUUGGAACAAAAAGAGUGGUCUUAACAACAUCCUCUCCACUGUCCGAAAUGAAUUGAAAGAGUAG
Arachis duranensis is the source of this 390-nucleotide messenger RNA. RefSeq lists its product as uncharacterized. The coding region runs from base 1 to 390 and encodes 129 amino acids. Lineage: Eukaryota; Viridiplantae; Streptophyta; Magnoliopsida; Fabales; Fabaceae. The record is from RefSeq and is a predicted model, not a curated record. The transcript has a single exon.